Eimeria necatrix is the source of this 675-nucleotide messenger RNA. RefSeq names its product glycolipid transfer protein, putative. The transcript is spliced from 6 exons. Gene Ontology annotation, molecular function: ceramide 1-phosphate binding; ceramide 1-phosphate transfer activity. Gene Ontology annotation, biological process: intermembrane lipid transfer; ceramide transport. Gene Ontology annotation, cellular component: cytosol; cytoplasm; membrane. The coding region runs from base 1 to 675 and encodes 224 amino acids. The record is from RefSeq and is a predicted model, not a curated record. NCBI's taxonomy places the organism in Eukaryota, Apicomplexa, Conoidasida, Eucoccidiorida, Eimeriidae.
AUGUCAGACGUACAAGGAGAGCCUCUGAAGGGCACUGCCCUAUACAAUGCCAUCUUGGAAAGGUUCCGAGCAGUCCCAGAUGCAGAGGGACGACUGGACUGCGAGAAACUUGCCGAUGCGGCGCUGCAGAUAUCUGCAGUCUACGAGCUGGUCUUCGGCAGUGGAUUUAUAUCUCGGCAUCUGAAGCAAGACAUCGCGAAUUCCUCUGGCCGGAUGAGGGAAGCAGCAAAGGCCCUGCGCAAAUCUCGGGGCGGCAGUGCGGUUACUGCUGAUGAGCUGAUUGCAUGGGAACUCAAGGAACUGGGAAUACCCAAAAUGAGAAAAGAUCAAAACAGCGGCGUGAGGGGAAUGCUCUGGAUGAAGCGAGCGCUUGACUUCGUCUUCUCUCUCAUCUGCAACACGUUCGGAACCAUGAAGGAUGCAACCGUCAAAGAAUGUGCACUGGAUGCGUACGAUCGUGUUCUCAAGCCUUAUCACAGUUUCCUGGUUUCUAACAUUGUUUCUCUUGCAUUUAGCCUUGCACCUUCGAAGGAGGAGUUUGUCAGGCGUCUGGGCUUUGAAAUGGACGAGGCUGAAAACUGUCUCGGAAGCAUCCAAGAGGUAGUCUUGCCAGUUAUCGCGCGACUGAAUACUUUGCUGGAAGAAGCCAACUGCAAUUUUCCUGACAAGGCGUGA